This is a messenger RNA of Annulohypoxylon maeteangense, 369 nucleotides long. RefSeq lists its product as uncharacterized. The transcript is spliced from 2 exons. The record is from RefSeq and is a predicted model, not a curated record. NCBI's taxonomy places the organism in Eukaryota, Fungi, Ascomycota, Sordariomycetes, Xylariales, Hypoxylaceae. Bases 1 to 369 code for a protein of 122 amino acids.
AUGCAGUUCACUACUCUUAUCGCCUCUACCCUCGCCCUCGUUGGCUGCGCUUUCGCCGAUGAUGGCCUACCCUCUGCCAUCCUCAACAUCGAGUCUUCUCACGGCGGCGCUGGCUCAGGCCUCAGGAACGCGACUAUCGAGGUCGGAAUUGGUGGUGUCUACUCUGGAAACCCCGUCCUGAACGAGGUCUCUUCCAUCUAUCUCGUCGGUACCACCAAGGGUGCUCAAAUCGAGAUGAUUGUCUGCUAUGGCUACAAGAGCACCGACGGAACUGGCUCGCACAGCACUCCCGUGACCGCCCAUUCUCCGGCGCGUCUCUCUACCAACACGGUCGUGGUUGGCAGCAUUGUCUGCACUGACGGCAAAUAG